AUCUGUGCCUCCCACGCAUUUAGUUUCCAUGGUGACAGUAGAGCUAAGAGGCUGGCUCAUAGUAAAUUGAAGAGAUGGUGCGAGUGUUUAUCAACCAUGUUGACUCCUACACAGGAAGAGCUCUCAGCAAGGUGGUGGGCAAGGCUGUUGUAGGAUCUACGCUGCAAAGGGAAGGGGAGGAAGAAGAAGGAGAAGAAGAUCCAUCGACGGUGGAUACAUACGAGGUGAUGGGAACUCUCACUAAACCUGACGCCACUAAACCUGACACUGUCACUCAAAUCAUACCUGAAUGUGGUCGUGAUGAGCUGCUAGCUACUCUGCUCGACUGUGAUAUCAUUGUCUACCACAUGACAGAGAAUACAGCACAAGUAGAGGAGGCCGGUUGGGUAGCUCAAGCACUACAUGACCGACUGUCAGGGUUCAUAGCUCAGAAAGUAUUCAUCUGUGUCUCGUCUGUCAUGACCUGGGCUCGCAGUAAACCACUAGACCCUGAUGAGCCAGACGUUCCUCUGAUGGAGGAGGACUAUCGACGCAGGAAGCACCACCCAAACUAUCAUGACCACAUUGCUGUCGAGAAACUAGUCACCAAACUAGGCAAAACUGACAAGACAAAAUUCAGCAGUUACGUUGUGGCAGCAGGACUCACUUAUGGAGAGGGGGAGGGUAUAUUCCACCAUCUGUUCAAGGCUGCCUGGCAAGGUGACCUCCUCUUACCUGUGUUUGGAGAGGGAGAGAACGUACUGCCCACUAUUCAUGUUCUGGACCUAGCUGCUAUCAUCCUCAACCUGGCUGACAACCGACCUAAGGGCCGCUAUAUUCUAGCUCUGGAUGAAUCGCACUCGACACUAGCUGAACUGGUGAGCGCCAUCAGUAGCAACCUUGGCACUGGGCGUACCAAACGAGUGCCUAAAGAAGAGGCACUACUGUACAGAGAUGUAUCGCAACUGGAGUUUGAUCAGCUACAAGUGAACCUUCAGAUGGAGGCAGGGGUAGCAAAGGAAAACAUGAGGAUCGAGUGGAAGUCCGAGGCUGGACUGGUUGAGAACAUAUUGAGUGUGAUCAAAGAGUACAAGGAGACCCGAGGACUCUUGCCUGUAAGAGCCUGUAUCCUAGGGCCACCUACCUCGGGUAAAACACUCCACAUAGGUCAACUGUGUCAGCACUACAAGCUGCACCACAUCAAGAUAGAGACUGUCAUCAAAGAGGCCAUACAAGAACAGGAGCGUCUGGUGGCACGUGUGGAUGAACCCACUGAGGAGGACGAUGGGGAGACUGACGCUCUAGCACAGGAAGCACAGGAAUUAUUGGACCUGCUCAAAGAGGACCUAGAGGCCAACAAUGGACGCUACAGUGAACAGUAUCUAUUGCAGUUCUACAAGAGCAAGCUCCUCUCGAUGCCCUGUCAGAACCAGGGCUUCAUUCUUGAUGGCUUCCCUAAAACGUAUGAACAAGCCAAGCAACUGUUUUUUGCUGAAGAUAACGAUGAUGAUGAUGAGGUGGGUUUAGAUGAGACCUUUGAGACCAAAGCUCCAUACAACAAGCUCAUCAUGCCCGAGAUGGUGGUGUGUCUGGAUGCCAGUGAUGGCUUCCUCAAGCAGAGGGUGAUGAAUCUCCCCCAGAGUGAAGUGGAGGGAACACACAACACAGAGGAAGGCCUCACACGGAGACUCAAGUUGUACCGUGAGCAAAACGAAGACGACGUGACAGUGCUUAACUAUUUUGAUGAGCUUGAGAUCCACCCAGUGCACAUCAAUGUGGAGGGUGACAGCGGCCCUCUGACUGUUGGUAAAGUGAAGGAGAUCCUUGGAGAGCCUCGUAACUACGGCCCCAGUCCAGAGGAGAAGGCAGAGGCUGAAAAAAGACGAAAGGAGGAGGAGGAAGCUGCAGAGUUGAUAUCACGUGAAGAGAGGAAUCGUCAGGAGGAAGAGGAGAAGUUCCAGAGAGCCAGGAGAGAGUCAGAGUGGGCAACUCAAUUAGCUCAAGUUCAGGCUGAGGAGCAGGAGAUGUUAGAGGCGCAAUCCACCCCUCUGCGUAACUACCUGAUGCAGCACGUGAUGCCCACUCUCACCCAGGGUCUCAUUGAAGUGUGUAAAGUCAAGCCAGAGGAUGCUGUUGAUUAUCUGGCUGAGUACUUGUUCAAACACAACCCACAGAUCGAUUGACAU
Molecule: messenger RNA, 2165 nt
Organism: Halichondria panicea
Lineage: Eukaryota; Metazoa; Porifera; Demospongiae; Suberitida; Halichondriidae
Product: adenylate kinase 7-like
Exons: 16
Coding region: 75-2162 (695 amino acids)
Biological process (GO): nucleobase-containing compound metabolic process
Cellular component (GO): cytoplasm
Molecular function (GO): AMP kinase activity; ATP binding; nucleoside diphosphate kinase activity
Source: RefSeq, a predicted model, not a curated record